AUGCUCAUUUUGGCGCUGGUCUUUGCUAACAUUGUACAUUCGCUAGCAUACGGUCUUAUGUUGCUACUAUCUGCCAUUCUGCUGAGCAUUGCAAAGCAAUAUAGGUACUGUAUCAGUGAAUCGUCGUACUACUGUUCUUCACUUACCACUGUAAACUACAGUAAUGUUCUUCUUGUUCAAAUCUUCCUAUUUCUCAUGCUGGUCAUCGCUGUGAUCGUAUUCGGGCUAUUAAUCUUUUUGAAUAGAAAAAUCCGUGGGCGGAUCAGUCAUCAUGUCAGCAAAAAAUAUCAGGCUACAGAGAAUCUCCGAGCUCUUCGAGUAUUGUUCCCGCUACUUAUUUUACAUUUUAUUGGCUAUCCACUUUACUUUGUUGCUAGUAUUGUUCUUAUGUGGAUGAAAGAAAAGCUCGGUGAAAUGAUGUUCCGCAUAUUAUUGUCAGCCCUCUAUGAAAAGGUUCAAAUCAGGGUGCUAAUUCCUGAUCGUGUCGAUCAGAAGAUGCAACUUUUGGAAAUUAGUUAA
This is a messenger RNA of Haemonchus placei, 519 nucleotides long. The record is from the annotation of a GenBank genome assembly. Lineage: Eukaryota; Metazoa; Nematoda; Chromadorea; Rhabditida; Trichostrongylidae.